AUGUCGACGACAAUCGCCAAGCGCAAGCGUGCAAGGAAGGCAUGUAUCCCUUGUCACCAGCGCAAGCGGAAAUGCGACACCGAGUAUCCUUGUGGCAUGUGCACCACUUACGACUAUAACUGCACGUACGCCGCCGACGACGACACCACUGGCACUGCGGGCAGCGGCGUACAUGUUCCGCCCGCAGCCAAGCGUAUCGGCCUCGAUGGCAGAAGUCUUUUGACGAGCCGGUCUCAUGCAGAGCAGCGCCCCCACGAAGUGGACGGCUCAUCGACGAAGAGUCCCACCGUCGUAGUUAGCGCGUCCGGAGGCAUCUUCGACGAGCACAAGUCAAGAUACGCUGGGGCAUCAGCGGCCAUGGCAUUUCCACACAUCCUGGGCGUGGCUCUCGGCUCCGGCAGUCCUCCCAAGAUGCGAUCGUUCGCCUACAACUUUGGCAUCCGCCCAGAAGAGCCAUCCGACACUCACUGCUUGCUCGGGAAGCUCAUCUCGGAGGAGGACCUCAGCUUCUUCUCAAAUGUGUAUUUCUCGGUAUUGGCCCCUAUCGGCGACGUGUUGGAUCCGAGAAUCUACGCCCAGCGGUGUCGGGAUUAUUACUCUGGCUCUGGUAGCACCGGGGUUGCCUUUGCCGCCGUGGCCGCUGGCGUAGCCAGUCUUGGGUCGUUCCUAUCCCCCAACAGACAUCCGCGGGAGUCUGACCUGGUGCAGUACGCCAAAGCCAUUCUCGAUGAUCCGGCCUCCAUGCGCAUGCUAAGCAUCGACCAUAUCAUCGCGUGGGGCAUGCGGGUGCUUUACCUGCGUGCCACGACCCGCCCCAACAACGCCUGGAUCGCUUCCUGCACUCUCAUGCACCUAUGCGAAACGGUGGGGUUGCACGAGGAAGGGAACAUCAAGAAGAUGGCGUCCAUGGCCGGCGCUGCCAUCGUUGGACAUGAUGCGGACCGUCUGAGGAGAAUUUUCUGGAUCUCUUGGGCUGGACAUAACAUGCUGUCCUAUGAGCAAGAUUGUACGGCUGUACAUUUUCGCGCUGUGACUUGUCAGGCUAUAAUCCCGACACCAGGAUCCAUUGCCGACCAGUUUGUGCAGUUAGUCCAAAUCAUCCCGGCGCCCAACUCCCCGUUCCACCUUCAAUGUCAACCUGCAAAUCCGAGUGAGGAGCUAUUUGAGCGUCUCAAAGCAUUGAAUGAGCUCCAAGUCACGCAUCCGUUCCUGGUGGCGACCAAGGCCGACAUCGCGUUUUGCUUCUUUCGACGCAUUUACCAUCUUAAGACCUGCAUAUCGGACGGGUUCAUCAAGCUCGUCAUUGAUAGCGGCAACGCCGGGGUGGAGGCGGCCGAGCAGCUAGCUAACCAGGGUCGUUUGUUUUGGAAUGUCAUCGGCAGCGUCUUCCAGUAUGCCUGCAUCCUGUUGGCUAUAGACACACCAGCUGCAUCCGCCCACAUCGCCACUGCCUUCAGGGGCUUGGAGAACCUUGUCAAGGCUGCUGAUACAGGACUGACGCGUGAGGCGUUGUCGAUAGCGCGGUAUCUGCUUAGCCUUAAUAUGGCAAAGAAGCGAAAGGAGCUUGCUCAGCUGGAAGCUGUUGAGACAAGCUACCAAUUGUUUCAGACCCAGCCGGCAUCCGAGGUCAGCAAUUCUGUACCAGACAUGAACUGGGAGCUGGACUGGGACCAGUUCUUCAUCGAGCCAUAUCUGUCGAUGCUCGGUUCUGACCUCCAGUUAUAG
Monascus purpureus is the source of this 1725-nucleotide messenger RNA. NCBI's taxonomy places the organism in Eukaryota, Fungi, Ascomycota, Eurotiomycetes, Eurotiales, Aspergillaceae. The record is from the annotation of a GenBank genome assembly.